Zingiber officinale is the source of this 1772-nucleotide messenger RNA. RefSeq names its product probable alkaline/neutral invertase F. The record is from RefSeq and is a predicted model, not a curated record. Gene Ontology annotation, molecular function: endo-alpha-N-acetylgalactosaminidase activity; sucrose alpha-glucosidase activity. The transcript is spliced from 4 exons. Gene Ontology annotation, biological process: sucrose catabolic process. Bases 1 to 1698 code for a protein of 565 amino acids. NCBI's taxonomy places the organism in Eukaryota, Viridiplantae, Streptophyta, Magnoliopsida, Zingiberales, Zingiberaceae.
AUGGAUUCAGAAGAUACAACUAAGACUUGUGAUACAAAAGCUGUGGAAUUCGUUCCUGUCAAAAUCGAGGAACAUGAUUUCUCGAAGAUGGAUAUCAAACCUAGGACUCUUACUGUUGUUGAUCGCCAUAAAUCCUGUGAAAUUAGGGCCUUAUAUGAUCUAUUUGGAGCCCAUGCACCUCCUCAUCUUUCUUCAAUUCAAGAUUCUUUGAAGAACCUUGACCAUUUGAAGAUAGCUGAGAAUCUGGAGAGUGUACCACCUUCUAGAAUGAGCUCUCCGAAGGCAUCCACCACUUCCCAAAUUCAAGCUGAAGCUUGGGAAGCUCUUAGGCAGGCAUUGAUUUACUUUCGAGGACGACCUCUCGGUACAAUUGCUGCAAUGGAUCAUUCAGAAGAACUACUUAACUAUAAUCAGGUGUUUGUGAGAGAUUUUUUCCCUAGUGCCUUGGCAUUUUUGAUGAAUAGGGAACCAGAAGUUGUUAAAAAUUUCCUAAUGAAAACUCUUCGACUUCAAUCAUGGGAAAAGAGGAUUGAUCGCUUCCAGCUAGGAGCUGGAGUUAUGCCAGCAAGUUUCAAGGUUUUGCAUGAUACUCGCCGUAACACAGAAACUUUAAUUGCUGAUUUUGGGGAAAGUGCCAUUGGUAGAGUUGCUCCUGUCGAUUCUGGUUUUUGGUGGAUAAUAUUGCUUCGUGCUUACACAAGGUCAACAGGGGACUCAUCCUUGGCUGACACUCCUGAGUGUCAAAAGGGUAUACGUCUUAUUUUGACCUUGUGCCUUUCAGAAGGGUUUGACACUUUCCCCACUUUGCUCUGUGCCGAUGGAUGUUGUAUGAUUGACCGUCGUAUGGGAAUCUAUGGCUAUCCUAUUGAAAUACAAGCAUUAUUCUUUAUGGCUUUGAAGUGUGCCUUAACUUUGUUAAAACAAGAUGACAAGGGCAAGGAGUUGUUGGAGCUGAUAACGAAACGUCUUCAAGCCUUGAGCUAUCACAUUCGAACUUACUUUUGGCUCGACUUUAGCCAGCUUAAUGACAUAUAUCGCUAUAAGACUGAAGAAUAUUCUCAUACUGCUGUAAACAAGUUCAAUGUCAUGCCUGAUUCUCUGCCAGAUUGGGUAUUUGAUUUCAUGCCAAAUCCUGGUGGAUAUUUUAUUGGAAAUGUCAGUCCUUCAAGAAUGGACUUCCGUUGGUUUUGCUUAGGUAAUUGCAUUGCAAUUUUGUCAUCUUUAGCAACUCCAGAUCAGUCCGAUGCAAUUAUGGAUCUUUUGGAAGCACGGUGGGAAGAAUUGGUCGGAGAAAUGCCUCUAAAAGCUUGCUAUCCAGCUUUGGAAACACAUGAAUGGCGGAUCAUAACAGGUUGUGAUCCUAAAAACACUAGAUGGAGCUACCAUAAUGGCGGCUCUUGGCCAGUUCUGCUGUGGCUUCUUACUGCUGCAUCCAUAAAGACUGGGCGACCUCACAUCGCCAAACGAGCAAUUGACCUUGCCGAAACCAGGUUGCCGAAAGAUAGUUGGCCUGAAUACUAUGAUGGAAAGCUUGGCAGGUACGUAGGGAAGCAAGCUCGGAAAUUCCAAACUUGGUCGGUUGCAGGUUAUUUGGUGGCAAAGAUGAUGCUCGAUGAUCCCUCCCUUUUGGGAAUCGUAGCACUCGAGGAAGAUAGGCAGAUGAGGCCCACACUAACGCGAUCGUCAUCGUGGUCAUGAUUCGAACACCCAUUUUUCCCGUAAUGGUGAGCUUCAACUUUGCGGAAUUUGUUCAUAAAAACUUGACUUGAAUU